CCAAUUUUCCCAAUUUUUCCCUGGCUCCUGUCCCUCCAGCCCUCAAAUCCCUCUCCAGCUCUCCAGGAGCCUUUAGGAAUUCUGACAUUUCCUUGGAUUUUCCUCUUCUCCAGGAGAACAUUCCCAGCUCCAACCCUGGAGCAUCUCCAGGAUCUCUGGAUUUGCUCCACGUCCUCCUGAUGUUGCUCCAAAUCCGGAGGCAGCUCCCCAGGAGGGCAGAAUUCCCACUUUUCCCGUGGAUCUCUCCGGGAUAUUUGGAGCUUCUCCACCACGACACCUCAAGUCCUUCUCCCAGAGCUGCUUUUCCCAUCUCGGAUCCGGGCUGGGAUUGUUCUGCUCCGGGAAUUCCCGGUUGGGAUGAUCCAACCUCUCCAGGAAAAUCCCUCCCGGCGCGAUCCCGGCGUCCUCGUCGCCGACGGAGACGUCGGAACGGCGCCGAUCCCGACCCCGGCGUGGCCGCCGCCGCCACCCGGACACGGAGCGGUGACAAUUCCAGUGCCACCACCUCAAAUCCAAUCAAAUCAAAUGUCUCAAGUCCUCGGGAAUGGCCGGGAAUGGCCGGGAAUCACCGGGAAUGACUGGGAAUCGCCAGGAAUCGCCGGGAAUCGCUGGGAAUCUCCAGGAAUCAUCUGGAAUCGCCGGGAAUCACCAGGAAUCGCUGGGAAUCGCCGGGAAUGGCCGGGAAUCACCAGGAAUGGCCGGGAAUCGCUGGGAAUCGCCAGAAAUCGCCGGGAAUCGCCGGGAAUCGUCUGGAAUCACUGGGAAUCUCCAGGAAUCGUCUGGAAUCGCCGGGAAUCACCAGGAAUCGCUGGGAAUCGCCAGGAAUCGCCGGGAAUCACCAGGAAUCGCUGGGAAUCACCGGGAAUCACCAGGAAUGGCUGAAUCCAGUGGCUCUUCCAGCCCCGAGUUUCCAUCCAGGAAUAAUUGGGAAGACAAACCUUGAACGUCCGGCUCGUCUCCGACCACCCCAUAAACCCAGCGGAUUCCAAAGGAUUUCAAACUCCGGAGCUGGGAUUG
Molecule: messenger RNA, 1017 nt
Organism: Cyanistes caeruleus (blue tit)
Lineage: Eukaryota; Metazoa; Chordata; Aves; Passeriformes; Paridae
Source: RefSeq, a predicted model, not a curated record